CGCAAGGCCGAAGUCGGGUCCCGGGGGAACUCCAUGCUCACAGUGUUGCACCAUCUGAUUUGAUGCUCAUUAUUGGCUGUGGCAAUUGACGAUAGUCGUACACCGGGCCGGUUCCUGGUGAGCAGCCGGUCUGGUAUCUGAUAAGGUCAUUUCGUUGCGAUAGAUUAUCAAAUGGUCUGGUCUAGACUAGGUUUACCCCGCGAGAUCUAUAUGGAGACAUUCUCCAUAAAGUGAUCGGUUACCUGGCACAGAGUUCUAUAGCCAGUGCUCUUGACUUGACCUAUACACACUGCAACCGUGAACUAUCAUACAAAACCCUCAUCUCUCACCAAGGCAACAGUCAUUCUUGGAGGAGGAAUCAUAGGAACCUCCAUCGCCUAUUACAUCUCCGAAGGCCAAUCUGCAGAGAACAUCCAUGUGGUGGACUCCUCCUCCGAGCUCUUUUGUUCUUCGUCCGGCUAUGCUGCUGGAUUUAUGGCCAGGGACUGGUUUGCCCCUUCUCUCGCACCAUUGGGAGACCUUUCAUUCAAGCUAGAGUCCCUAGCUGCCGAGAAGGACGGCGCAGAGAAAUGGGGAUACAUGAAAGGCAGUGCACUGAGCCUGGGAGUUGCAGCGAAGAAGGGAGGCAAACGUGGGGAUGAUUGGCUUCGCACAGGAACCAGCCGGGCAGAAACCGCAGCUGGAUCGGAGCCACUCAUUGCAGAGCCACCGUCGUGGUUGACAAAGCAGCAUGGGGCCGAGACGCUGAAGAUUAGUGAGGAUGAUGAUACUGCUCAAGUUGAUCCCCUGAGACUGUGCAAAUUUCUCCUAGAGGCUUGCGUUGAACGAGGAGUCAAGGUUCACAAUCCUGCAAAAGCUGUGUCUAUUCUGCAAGGGAAAGAUGGAUCCAUCACGGCUGUCAAGACUGUGAAUCUUGAAACGAAAGCUGAAUCUACAAUCGCUUGCUCGAACCUCAUCCUCUGCGCCGGUCCGUGGACACAGCGAGUCUUGCAGGAGUUGUUCCCCGCGUCUCAAGUUUCGCUCCCCAUCUAUCCCUUGGCUGGCUACUCGCUGGUUCUACACUCCCCACGGUACACCGUGGAGCACGAGCAAACGACAUACAAGGGCCGGAGCCAGGCCCUGUUUACAACAUACCCCCCGAACUGCGGCUUCUGCCCGGAGUUGUUCUCGCGACAGGGAGCAGAGGUCUAUAUUGCAGGCUUGAAUACGAGGGAUAUACCCCUUCCGGAAAGAGCAGACGACUACCCCAAGUCGAUGGAGCAGAAAGAGAUGGACAGGCUCAAAGCCGUUUCUGUCCGUCUUCUUGGAAAACUUGCGAAGGGCAGCUCUGAGGCUACCGAUGAGAUCACGAAUACUGACGACUUGGAAGUCAUCCGCGAAGGGCUGUGCUUCCGGCCCGCUUCAGAGCGCGGAACUCCUUUCGUUGGAAAGAUCAAUGAGAAUCUGUUAGGAAAGAGCAUUAAAGCCGCCGGAGGCGUGUACGUUGCGGCGGGCCAUGGCCCCUGGGGCAUUUCGCUUAGUCUAGGAACCGGCAAAGUUAUUGCUGAGAUGGUGAAAGGUGUUGAACCUUCGGCGGAUGUGAGCGGUUUAGGUGUGAACAAAGUGGAAAGAGGGUCGAAGAUGUAAUUUGAUAUUUACUGAUUUAAUUCCUGUUGCAACCCUCGGCAGCUAGUUUAUGAAGAUUGAACACACGGCUUUGGAACAUUAAACAGUUAUUACCCUAGAUUGAGAUUCAGG
Messenger RNA from Aspergillus brunneoviolaceus CBS 621.78, 1737 nucleotides. RefSeq names its product NAD(P)/FAD-dependent oxidoreductase. Lineage: Eukaryota; Fungi; Ascomycota; Eurotiomycetes; Eurotiales; Aspergillaceae. Gene Ontology annotation, biological process: retrograde transport, endosome to Golgi. The transcript is spliced from 2 exons. Gene Ontology annotation, cellular component: late endosome; cytoplasm. Gene Ontology annotation, molecular function: oxidoreductase activity. Bases 475 to 1626 code for a protein of 383 amino acids. The record is from RefSeq and is a predicted model, not a curated record.